Molecule: messenger RNA, 1745 nt
Organism: Gaeumannomyces tritici R3-111a-1
Lineage: Eukaryota; Fungi; Ascomycota; Sordariomycetes; Magnaporthales; Magnaporthaceae
Exons: 2
Coding region: 193-1080 (295 amino acids)
Source: RefSeq, a predicted model, not a curated record
UAGACCCUGGAUCUCGGCCACAAUCCCGACCAUCUGGAUGCUACAUCAGCACACUUUUGUGGUCUGCAUGCAACGGUUCAACACCACAUUCCAGAAAACUGAUCCCAAAAACUGCCUUUUAACAACAAAAGCAGCAACGAGACGAGACGAACCCCUUCUUUUCUCCAACACCAACCAGUCAACACGGUCAAAAUGAAGACUAGCCAAGUCGCCGCUGUCCUGGUCCCCGUGGCCACGGUCAACGCCCAGUGGUGGGGAGGAGCCCCUCAGUGCGCUUCCUCGUGCAUGUCCUCGGCCUGGAACAACCCUACGUCGUGGCCCGAGCCCACGUCGCUGUGCGCCGGCAGCACCCCGGCCGUGGCCACGUGCGUGCAGUCGGCCUGCGCGGCCACCCCCACCGUCUGGUCGUCGUACUCGUCGCUGUCCAGCAGCCUCUGCAGCAAGUACGCCUCGUGCACUUCGGGCGGCACCGGCGCCGUGCGCACCAUCACGGCCACGGGCGGCACCUGGAACGGCGGCUGGUGGAACGACGCCAACAAGUGGGGCGGCCCCGACGGCAAGGGCUGGAACGGCAACGGCAAGGGCGGCUGGAAGCGCGACGGCCCUCACGGCUUCGGCGGUCCCGGCGGUGCUGGCGGUCCUGGAGGUCCCGGAGGCCCCGGAGGCCCCGGCGGCAAGGAUUGGCCCAAGACGCUCACCUCGGGCCAGGUCUACACCGUCACGGGCUGCGACUGGAACGACGGCUACUGGGGCGGCUUCGGCUGGGGCGUCGGCAAGGGCGGCCCCUGGGGCUGGGGCACCGGCUGGACCGCCCAGGCCACGUCGACCGGCAUGGUCACCAAGACCUGGACCGCCGGUGGUAGCGCCUUCACCACCACGGCCCCCGCCACCUUCGCCGUCGCCGUCAGCGGCUCCGUGACCUCGACCGCCACCCUCGGACUUGCCCAGCAGGCCGAGGCCACCGGGACCCCUGGGACCCCCGGGACCCCGGCCCCCAACGCCGCCGCCGGCAGCAACUCGGGCGUCAAGGUUGCCGGCGCUGCCCUUGCUGGCUUUGUCGGUGUUGCCCUCGCCCUCUAGGCGGCAUUUCGCAUCGUCAACCUUCUUGUCUAAAGGAGUUUAGGCUUUCACUUCCCGGCCGCCUUUCAACAUGCACCCUCCUUUUAUCCGACUCGACAUGAUUACUUUUUCUUUUCUUUACCUUCCUUAUACUAUUAUGAGCAUAUCCAGCAACGUCUUUUUUUGGAGUUUGGCUUUUGAAAGAUCCCCCUUCCUUUAGUUUCGGUAGAGCAUGACUGCACUUUCCUUUAGGUGGACAAAACACGGACCGGCCAGGAAAGCGGGGUGGCCUUGGUAAUGGUCUGGCUUUGGAGCUGGUAUACGAGGCAUGACGGAUGGUAAUAGAGGGAGAAGUGGUAAAGAUAGGACUCGAGUUUGGCUUUUCCGAUUCUUGUAUCACCCUUUAUUGGUAUUUCAUAAUAUCUUUCCCAUGCGGUCGCGCUCAUCAAGUGAACUGACACGGGGACGGCCCCGGACGUUUUAACAUGCGCCCAGCAGCAACUACCCAAGGUAGAUACGGAUAGACAUAUUGAUACUUGCCAUACCGCAGUGUCUACUUUGGGACCGAGAAGCAUAACAGGAUUGUCCUACAGGCACUGACAACACACGACCCAGGGAGACAAACCUAGUUCAGUAAUUCUAAUAUAUUAGAUAUACGAAACAAGACAAGAAAAAGGUUGUGGUGG